Drosophila innubila is the source of this 2269-nucleotide messenger RNA. Its product is annotated as elongation of very long chain fatty acids protein AAEL008004. Gene Ontology annotation, biological process: fatty acid elongation, saturated fatty acid; fatty acid elongation, monounsaturated fatty acid; fatty acid elongation, polyunsaturated fatty acid. The transcript is spliced from 10 exons. NCBI's taxonomy places the organism in Eukaryota, Metazoa, Arthropoda, Insecta, Diptera, Drosophilidae. Gene Ontology annotation, molecular function: fatty acid elongase activity. The record is from RefSeq and is a predicted model, not a curated record. Gene Ontology annotation, cellular component: endoplasmic reticulum membrane. Bases 772 to 1947 code for a protein of 391 amino acids.
GGUCUGUCUCUCGCACUCUCUCUUCGGUUAUUUUCGGUCACAUCGUAUUGUGUGUGUGUGCUUCGUGCUUGGCGCUCUCGUUCCUCGCUCCUCGUUUUCCCCACACACCUCUCGCCAAAGUGCCUUGCGCCUGGUGUUUACACGACGCGUUGCGAAUUGUGUUGAAUUGUGAUUCAGGACUCGUGAUAUAUAUAAAUGAAUAAUAUAUGUAUACAUAUAUAUAUAAAUAAAUGUGUGACGAUUGUCAAAGUGUGAUAAGCAUAAAGUGGUAAAUGGUGAAUUUUAUAGCAUUCAUCAUAGCAACAAAUUGCAAUAAUUGAUAAGAAGAAAACAAGAAAAAUAUUUGGAAAAGCAACACACUUAUAAUUAUAAUCAAUCAUCAAUCAAAUGAAUUUUGAACUAAAUGCAACUGGUUUUUACUCCCAAUUUCCUUAGCCACUGGCAAUUUGUUGUUCGCGUUUCUGCAAACACACACACACAUACCAACAACUAAAUAUAUACAUACAUAUAAGAAAAUAAACUUACUGGGAAAACUCCAAAUCCAAAAUACCAAAAUCGAGCACAAAAACUACAAAAAUUGCAACGCACGCAGCAACAACAUAAAUUAAAGUUCGAACAACUCGCAUUCACUAAAUGCAUUAAGCUACUAAGUAGCUCGGAAGACACGAAGCGUCAACACAGAAGCAAAUAAGAAGUACAACACACAACCCACACACACCCCACACACACACACAACACACACAACACACACAACACACACACAGCAACAAAAUGGCCUUAAUAAUGAAAAUAUACGAGAGCAUAAACAGAUAUAUGGACUCACAUAGUGAUUCAAGGACAAAGGACUGGCCCAUGAUGUCAUCACCCUUCCCCACACUGGCCGUCUGCCUCACAUACGUCUACCUGGUUAAGGUGCUUGGUCCGCGAUUAAUGGAGAAUCGAAAGCCGCUGCAUCUACAGAACAUGCUGGUCAUGUACAAUGCGUUACAGGUUGUAUUUAGCGCGUGGCUCUUCUAUGAGAUAGGAAUUUCCGGUUGGCUAACAGGACAUUAUAGCUUCCGAUGUCAGCCAGUUGACUAUAGUAAUAAUCCUAGAACGUUAAGGAUGGUUCAUGCGUGCUGGUGGUAUUACUUCUCCAAGUUCACAGAGUUCAUGGAUACGAUCUUCUUUGUCUUGCGCAAGAAAACGAGCCAGGUAACAACACUCCAUGUCAUUCAUCACGGUUGCAUGCCAAUGUCCGUGUGGUUCGGCGUUAAAUUCACACCAGGUGGACAUAGCACUUUCUUUGGCCUGCUCAAUACCUUUGUGCACAUUGUGAUGUACACGUACUACAUGUUCUCGGCCAUGGGUCCACAAUAUCAGAAGUAUCUCUGGUGGAAGAAGUACCUGACAACGCUGCAAAUGGUUCAGUUCAUAUUGAUCAUGGUGCACGCCUUCCAAUUGCUCUUCAUCGAUUGCAAUUAUCCGAAGGCAUUUGUCUGGUGGAUCGGAAUGCACGCUGUCAUGUUCUUCUUCCUCUUCAACGAGUUCUACAAGGCAGCCUACAGAAACCGUCUCAUGAAGAAGAAUGCGCUGCUGGCGAAUGGACACGCCAAUGCCAUUGCCAAUGCCAAGCCCAAUGGCUACUGCAAGAGCAUCAAUGCCCACGACGAUCUGUUCAUGCCACAACCAACAGCAGCAGCAGCAGCAACAACAGCAACAACAACGGACAAGGCCAAUGGCAGCGCCACUCUUACCAAUGGCCAUGCAAAUGGCCUAAAGAAUGGCUACAAGCCAUUGGCCAAUGGCAAUGGCAACGUGAAUGCGUCGCCAAUGGAAAAUGGCGGCAGUGUUCACAGCAAAACGAAACUGUCAAAUGGCUAUGGAAAUGGCAAUGUCAAUGGUUAUGCCACAAAACUGCUGGACGAUGUUUCACAGGAGCUGACACACCGAAAGACACCGAAAUAAUAUCGGGAAAAUGCGGUUAGGCGCCAACAUAGAGCUUAGAAGGGGAAACUGAAAACCUGAAAACCCUAAAAACAAAAGAGGAAAAGUAAAAAAAGGGGAAAUUGAGUAAAGAAAGAAAGCAGGAAAAGCAAUUGAGCAGCGCCAGGAGCAAACAGUUUGUUCCAAAAGAGUCAUAAGCACACCUACAACACACACACACACACACACACUGGCAUACACAUGCAUACAUACACAUACAUUAAACGGAAAUUGUAUUAACUUUUAAGUGCAAGCAGCAAAUGAAGUGGAAAAAAAGUAUGAAAAACAUUUAAGUACAGCUAUA